This is a messenger RNA of Thlaspi arvense, 3138 nucleotides long. The record is from the annotation of a GenBank genome assembly. Lineage: Eukaryota; Viridiplantae; Streptophyta; Magnoliopsida; Brassicales; Brassicaceae.
UAGAUCGUUUACUUUCCCUGAAGUUUUCAGAGAGAAGAAAAACAUCAAAAGUAUUUCCCGGAAAAUUUUAAUUUGCUAUAAUCUCUCAUUUUCUCGGGAAAAAUGUUCCCUCUCCGUUUACAAAUUCUCUUCUGAGAUAAGAAGUUUCCAUAACCACAGCUUCUGAAUUUUUCUUUCACUUUCUAGUAUACACAUUCUUCAAAUUCUUCUCUUGUUAAAACUUUUCCCGCUUCUCUCAUUCCCGAUCUGAUUUUACCUCCGAGAGAAUCGACCUGAAUUAUGCAGAAGAUGAGUUAACAUUUUAGGUCCGAUCAACUUCAGAGUUCAAAAUUUGAAACCACAAAUUCGUCAAUCGUCAUCGUUUUCCGUCUCUUUCCCGGUGAAAUUUUCUGUCAAUUAAGCCAACGAGAAAAUUUUCAGAAGUGCAGUACAAACAAAAUGCAGAGAGUGAGCUUUGAAGUGUCAGGCUAUAACUCAGACGCCGACGCCGGAAGCAGCGGUUACAUGAGCGGUCCAAUGAGCGGCCAAUUACCACCGAUCUACAAAAAACCAGCGAUGAAGAACUCGGCGGAGAACAGCCAGAGAACGCGUACGGCGGCGGCGCCAUACGUGGACCUCACGGUAGAUAUUCAAGACGAGAGAGUGUCUGUAAACAGUUUGAAAUCGCCGGGGUCAGAAGGUGGAGCAAGCAUCGAAGAGAACCCGGAGCUCACGCUGCUGAAACAGAACCGCCUCGAGAAGAAAACCACGGUGGUGAAGCGUCUGGCCUCUGUUUCUCACGAGCUCAAGCGUCUUACUUCGGUCUCUGGCGGUACGAGAAAGGCCGGUCGAGGUCAGGCUAAGUUAGACCGGACGAAAUCCGCAGCCGCUCAAGCUUUGAAAGGACUUAAGUUUAUUAGCAAAACCGACGGUGGCGCUGGCUGGUCCGCUGUCGAGAAGCGGUUUAAUCAGAUCACGGCCACGACCGGUGGACUACUGAUUCGAACAAAAUUCGGUGAAUGCAUAGGGAUGAACUCGAAAGAGUUUGCGUUGGAACUGUUCGACGCAUUGGCUAGAAGAAGGAAUAUAACAGGGGAAGUGAUCGAUGGAGAUCAACUAAAAGAGUUCUGGGAACAAAUCAAUGAUCAAAGUUUUGAUUCUCGGCUUAAGACAUUCUUUGACAUGGUGGAUAAAGAUGCAGAUGGUAGACUUACAGAAGACGAAGUUAGAGAGAUUAUAAGUCUUAGUGCUUCUGCAAACAAUCUCAACACAAUCCAGAAGAGAGCAGAUGAGUAUGCAGCACUGAUCAUGGAAGAGCUGGACCCAGAUAAUAUAGGAUAUAUCAUGUUGGAGAGUCUUGAGACACUUCUUCUGCAAGCUGCAUCACAGUCUGUAAUAACAAGUACUGGGGAGAGAAAGAACCUGAGCCAUAUGAUGAGUCAGAGGCUUAAGCCAACGUUUAACCGCAACCCAUUGAAGCGAUGGUACCGUGGAUUCAGAUUCUUUGUGCUAGACAAUUGGCAAAGAUGUUGGGUUAUAGCGCUUUGGCUCACGGUUAUGGCCAUACUCUUCGUAUACAAAUACAUACAAUACAGACGUAGCCCUGUGUAUUCGGUGAUGGGAGAUUGUGUGUGUAUGGCUAAAGGUGCAGCAGAAACAGUAAAGCUGAACAUGGCUUUGAUUCUCCUACCUGUUUGCAGAAACACCAUCACAUGGCUUAGGAAUAAGACCAGGUUGGGUCGUGUUGUCCCAUUUGAUGACAAUCUUAACUUCCACAAGAGCUACUGGCAUUUUGUAAACUCGGUGGAAGGUAUAACCGGACUCGGAAUGGUUCUGUUGAUGGCUAUUGCAUUCACACUAGCCACUCCUUGGUUCAGAAGAGGGAAGCUAAAACUUCCAGGCCCAUUAAAGCAGCUAGCUAGCUUCAAUGCCUUUUGGUACACUCAUCAUUUGUUCGUCAUAGUCUACAUUCUUCUUGUUGCUCAUGGAUACUACUUGUAUAUCACCAAAGACUGGCGCGGCAAAACGACCUGGAUGUAUUUGGUGGUACCAGUGGUUCUAUACGCGUGCGAAAGGUUGAUUCGAGCAUUCAGGUCGAGCAUCAAGGCGGUGACUAUUAGGAAAGUAGCGGUUUAUCCUGGAAACGUAUUGGCAUUGCAUUUGUCAAGGCCUCAAAAUUUCAAAUACAAGAGUGGUCAAUACAUGUUUGUUAAUUGUGCUGCUGUAUCUCCAUUCGAAUGGCAUCCAUUUUCAAUUACAUCAGCACCACAAGAUGAUUACCUAAGUGUUCACAUUAGAGUUCUUGGAGAUUGGACACGAGCUCUUAAAGGAGUCUUCUCUGAGGUGUGUAAGCCACCUCCAGCAGGAGUUAGUGGUCUGCUUAGAGCCGACAUGAUGCAUGGUGCAAACAAUCCCGACUUCCCGAAAGUCUUGAUCGAUGGUCCGUACGGUGCACCAGCACAAGACUACAAAAAGUACGAGGUGGUUCUACUGGUUGGUCUCGGAAUCGGAGCCACACCAAUGAUCAGUAUCGUCAAAGACAUUGUCAACAACAUCAGGGCCAAGGAACAAGCCCAACUCAACCGAAUGGAGCACGGGACAAGCGCACCACAACCAAGAAACAAGAAAGAGAGUUUCAGGACGCGUAGGGCUUACUUCUACUGGGUGACGCGUGAGCAAGGCUCUUUCGAUUGGUUCAAGAACAUAAUGAACGAGGUCGCGGAACGAGAUACUAACCGUGUCAUCGAGCUCCAUAACUAUUGUACAAGCGUCUAUGAAGAAGGAGUGUUCUACUGUGGAGCACCAGCAUUGACAAAGGAGCUAAGGCAUUUAGCUUUAGAUUUCACCCACAAGACAAGCACCAGAUUCUCCUUCCACAAAGAGAACUUCUAAAGGAUACACAGAGUUAAAAGGCAUAAUUAAACAACAACAAAAACACAAAGAAGCAUCAGAUGUUUAUCGUAUUUACUUCCCUUAAUUAUAUAUGUAUACUUUAUGUGCACUCUCUUGACUGUAGAUUUCCUUUUAUCCUUUUUGGUCGUAUGUUUUAGUUGUUUUUUCUUUGGAAAGUGUAACUUUGAUUGUCAACGAAAGCAGUGCAAAAAGAAGCAAAGGCUUUACAAGUGGAAAGAAUUGCGAGACUGUAUACAAAGGACAUAU